CGCAAGGGUCAGUCGAUUUUAUAACGAGACGCGUGAAAUGUGUUUUACUUACCUUGUAAAUAUCCGGAGAAAGAUGUUUUGUGCCAAGAAUCCAAAAGUGGUUGAAGGCAAAAAGAUUACCAUUUGGCCGCAAUGGCUGGCUGCUUUCACAAUCAGUCUAGAAGCCAUUGUUAGCGGUCUGGCGAAUGGUUGGGCUUCACCAUAUUUAGCACAACUAACAUCAGUGGAGGCGGAUAUUCCUUUGAAAUUGACCGAUACCGAGGCAUCUUGGGUGGCAUCCCUUCUAAACCUCGGACGUCUAAUGGGGGCGCUCUUUGGUGCUUUUUGUCAAGAGUAUGUCGGACGAAAAAGGGUGAUCCUGUUAUCGAGCUUGCCAUUAGCCUCCAGCUGGGUCUUCAACAUCUGCACCACGUCAGUCUCGUGGCUCUACCUUUCCAGAUUCUGUUCCGGAAUCGGAUCGGGCAUCCUGUGGCCUGCGAUGUCCUUGUAUCUCGGCGAGAUCGCAGACCCUUCUAUACGAGGCUCUCUGAUAUCUAUGAAUGUGAACGCAGCAUCCAUGGGUGCGUUUCUAGGCAAUGCGAUGGGUCCUUAUCUGUCUAUGGAGAUGUUCGGCUAUGUGAGCCUCGUGCCGAAUAUCCUCUUUGUGGCCCUCUUCAGUUUGAUACCCGAGUCGCCCUACCAUUACGCUCUUCACGGCGAUAUCGACGAGGCCGAGGCAUCUCUCAAGUGGUUCCGACGAGAAACUGACAUCAAGGCCGAGCUGCAGCAGCUUCAGGAUUUCGUCGACGGUGCUAGCACCGGUAUUCUGACGAAACUUAAGGAUUUUCUAUUACCAGUGAAUCUGAAAAAUGCCCUAAUCAUGUUUGGUCUAAAUGUCUUCGUCUACGCGAGUGCAUACAACACGAUGAGUUCUUAUGCGGAAAUCAUCGUCUUUAAUUCUGGGGUAAGCGUCACGCCGUCGAUCGUGGUAAUGGCGUUGGGUUUCUCCACAAUUGUCGCUGGUUUUACCGCUAUCCUGGUAGUGGACAUACUUGGCCGGAAAAAUCUGCUGAUCGUUUCCAGCAUCGGUGUCACCAUUUCCCUCGCUGCUCUUGGUCUGCACUUUUAUCUUCUUUCUCUGAAUUUCGAUCCUGAGAAGUUGACAUGGUUGCCGAUCACAUCGUUGCUAGCAUUUAAUAUCUUCGUAUCUUAUGGCUUGAUCCCGGUACCCUCCACUCUUCUGAGCGAGAUGUUCCCGGCGAAUCUCAAGAAUUUGGCGUCUCUUUGCAUUGCCUCAGGUAAUGCCAUGUUAUCCUUCGUAUUCGCCAAAACCUAUCAGCCUUUUAUCGAUGUGGCUGGAGAAACAAUCGUCUUCUGGAGCUAUGGGUUUAUCGUACUUACAGCAGUGCCCUAUGUAUGGUAUUUGAUCCCAGAGACGAAGGGCAAGAGUUUGCUGGAGAUUCAACAAUCCGUUAAGCAAUAAAACUAUCGCAAAUUAUAAAAAUCAAAACUUCGAUAAAAAAAUUAAUUUAAUAUUUUUAUGAUUCUCAAGAAAUCUAAAAGAUAAUCAAUUUCGAUAUCCAUCAAAAAUUCUAUAGUUUGUGAAAAAGGUACUAAGGUAUUUCUAAUAGAUUUUUUUUAAAAUAAUCUUUCAAUAUAAAAUUAAAUAUACAACAUAGAAAA
Messenger RNA from Cataglyphis hispanica, 1662 nucleotides. Its product is annotated as facilitated trehalose transporter Tret1-like. Lineage: Eukaryota; Metazoa; Arthropoda; Insecta; Hymenoptera; Formicidae. The record is from RefSeq and is a predicted model, not a curated record. Gene Ontology annotation, molecular function: transmembrane transporter activity. The transcript has 5 exons. Gene Ontology annotation, cellular component: membrane. The coding region runs from base 38 to 1462 and encodes 474 amino acids. Gene Ontology annotation, biological process: transmembrane transport.